Molecule: messenger RNA, 1954 nt
Organism: Balaenoptera ricei (Rice's whale)
Lineage: Eukaryota; Metazoa; Chordata; Mammalia; Artiodactyla; Balaenopteridae
Gene: VCPKMT
Product: valosin containing protein lysine methyltransferase
Exons: 6
Coding region: 153-842 (229 amino acids)
Biological process (GO): peptidyl-lysine methylation
Cellular component (GO): cytosol; cytoplasm
Molecular function (GO): protein-lysine N-methyltransferase activity
Source: RefSeq, a predicted model, not a curated record
GAAACGCCGCUUUCCGGGCUUUGUGCCUUUGCGCACGCGCUCUGGCGCCAACUCCGCCUCCUGGAGGCGGCGGGCCCCUUGCAAGGCGGGGCCCAGGGCGGUUGUGUGGGUGUGACGUCGCUGCGCUCGACACUCAGUGUUGCCGGGCGGCGAUGGCGGCUCCUCUGGAGUCCUCCGGGGAGGACCAACUGCGGAACUUUGUGCGAGUUUUGGAGAAGCGAGAUGGCACGGUGUUACGACUACAGCAGUACGGCUCCGGCGGCGUGGGUUGCGUUGUUUGGGACGCUGCCAUCGUCCUUUCUAAAUACCUGGAAACGCCCGAGUUUUCCGGCGAUGGGGCCCACGCGCUGAGCCGGCGGUCGGUGCUGGAGCUGGGCUCUGGCACCGGGGCCGUGGGGCUCAUGGCUGCUACCUUCGGGGCAGAUGUCAUAGUCACCGACCUAGAGGAAUUGCAAGACUUGCUGAAGAUGAAUAUUAAUAUGAACAAGCAUCUUGUCACUGGUUCUGUUCAAGCCAAGGUACUGAAAUGGGGGGAAGAAAUAGAAGACUUUCCUUCUCCUCCAGACUACAUCCUGAUGGCCGACUGCAUAUACUAUGAAGAGUCUUUGGAGCCACUGUUGAAAACCCUAAAAGAUCUCAGUGGAUCUGAGACUUGUAUUAUAUGUUGUUAUGAACAACGAACAAUGGGAAAAAAUCCAGAAAUCGAGAAAAAAUAUUUUGAGCUUCUUCAACUAGACUUUGACUUUGAAAAAAUUCCUUUGGAAAAACAUGAUGAAGAAUAUCGAAGUGAAGAUAUUCACAUUUUAUACAUCAGAAAGAAAAAAUCGAAAUUUCCGUCGUGAAAUCUAAUCAUCUUACCCAAGCCUCUAACAACGUGGGUAAGCUAACAUUGUGAAUGGAGCAUGUGAAUACAGCAUGGGAAGAUUGUGUUCACAGAUUUUUCCAGCAUGUCCUUAGGGAUCCGAUAUGUAGACAACCACCACGGGCUGCCUGCAGUACGAAAAAUGAUCGACUGACUGCCUACCUGCCAAUGGGCCUGAAAUCAACUUAGUUUACUUUUAGCUCAGCAUCAAGUUCUGCUUAAAAGAAACAUGUUUCAGUCACUCCUCAAAUAAAAAUAGGUACUGAGGUUAGCCUAAAGUCUGCCAAAAAUAGUGAAGUAGCAUGGUUGACUUGGUGUAUUUUCAGGAAACUAGAGAUAAGUUGAUCCAGUUUCUAAAGAGAGAUAUCAAUUACUAUUUAAUAAUGUUUAAAUUCAAAUCAAUAAAUUUUAGCUUGUCUUCAAGAUAAAUUUAAAAGGUUUUUAUUUUAACGUAUUUAUGCAGUGGUUUUUACCGUAAGUAUCUUCCACUUCAUUGCUUUUAAGAUAACUUUAAUACUUGUGUUCUUUUACUUUAAAAAAAAAAUGAAAAUACUGUUUUGUGGCCAAGUUCUAUGCUUUUCCUUCACCAUACUGACUACAGUAUAAUUUACUAUGUGAGUUAGAUAGUAGAUUAUACCGUAGUCAGUUGAUAAAGAUGAAAGUAAGGUAUCGGGAGAUUGGGAGGGAGGAAAAGGUAUCUUUACAAAAUUGUUUACUUGAGAAUGGAGUGAAAAUAAAAAGUCCAGCUUCAGGCUCUUGCAUUUAUGUGGCUCAUGCACUUUUCCUCACGUAUAGCUUCCAGGAAAAUGCGGCUAAAGUCACUGGUGUUAACUUGUUUACAUGAAACAGAGAAAAGUAUUUAAAUGACUACAAAUGCAGUUCUGUAUACAUUUAUCAAAUGAUUUUGAUUCUGUGUGGUCUCUGUUUUAUGUUCUCAUGAGAAUCAUCUGUUCACAGACUGAUCUAUCAGGACUUCAGUCGCAUGGUUCCAAAGUGUAAUGGUAACCAGAUGGAAUUCUGGUACUUACAGACAUUGGUGCUAGGUGGCACAAUUUAUGUGUUAAAAUAAACAUUGUUUUUGAGAUCCUGUGA